Morone saxatilis (striped sea-bass) is the source of this 584-nucleotide messenger RNA. RefSeq names its product GTP-binding protein SAR1b-like. Gene Ontology annotation, cellular component: endoplasmic reticulum exit site; COPII vesicle coat. NCBI's taxonomy places the organism in Eukaryota, Metazoa, Chordata, Actinopteri, Moronidae. Gene Ontology annotation, biological process: endoplasmic reticulum to Golgi vesicle-mediated transport; membrane organization; vesicle organization. Gene Ontology annotation, molecular function: GTPase activity; GTP binding. The record is from RefSeq and is a predicted model, not a curated record.
AACUGUCAAACUUGUAGGCUCACGUCAGUCGACGGGACAGGCUUGGACCAAAAACCAACGGACGGACAGUUCAUCGUUGCAGCAGCCAAAGGCAGUCAAGAGAAAUGUCUUUUAUAUUUGACUGGAUCUACAGGAGCUUCAGCAGUGUCUUGCAACUAUUAGGGUUGUACAAGAAGACCGGCAAGCUAGUCUUCCUUGGCCUGGACAAUGCUGGAAAGACAACACUCCUGCACAUGCUCAGAGAUGACAGGCUAGGACAGCACGUGCCGACGCUACACCCAACGUCCGAGGAGUUGACAAUAGCUGGAAUGACCUUUACAACGUUUGACCUCGGAGGUCACACGCAAGCACGAAGGAUCUGGAAGAACUAUCUCCCAGCCAUAAAUGGUAUAGUCUACAUGGUGGAUUGUGCUGAUCAUGAGCGACUAAUAGAGGCUAAAGUUGAACUGGAUGCCUUGUUAACAGAUGAAACCACCUCAAACGUCCCGGUUCUCAUCCUGGGGAACAAAAUAGACCGUCCAGAGGCCAUCAGUGAGGAUGCACUCAGAGGAAUGUUUGGUCUUCAUGGACAUACAACUGGAAAG